Labeo rohita (rohu) is the source of this 4315-nucleotide messenger RNA. It is a transcript of the gene has3, whose product is annotated as hyaluronan synthase 3. Gene Ontology annotation, biological process: extracellular matrix assembly; hyaluronan biosynthetic process. NCBI's taxonomy places the organism in Eukaryota, Metazoa, Chordata, Actinopteri, Cypriniformes, Cyprinidae. Gene Ontology annotation, molecular function: hyaluronan synthase activity. The record is from RefSeq and is a predicted model, not a curated record. The transcript is spliced from 3 exons. Bases 86 to 1747 code for a protein of 553 amino acids.
UGCUACUGGUGGGAGUGAGAGAAAAAAAAAAAGCAAAUUAUGUUUUUUCUACCAUUAAUUGUGAUCUCUUUUUUCCUCUUUUUAGAUGCCCUCUCGCUUUGGCACUGCGGUGCGGAUCUUCAUCACCACCUUAUUCGCGGCAGUGGUGCUUUUUGCUAUCCUCCUGGCUUAUGUGACAGGUUACCAGUUCAUCCACACCGAGCAGCACCACCUGUCUUUCGGCUUGUACGGUGCCUUUCUAUCCCUCCACCUCCUCCUGCAGAGCCUCUUCGCCUUCCUAGAGCACCGUCAAAUGCGCGGCCCCUCCAGACCCCAGCACCUGCGACGCACCGUGGCCCUCUGCAUCGCAGCUUAUCAGGAGGAUCCGGACUACCUUCGCAAGUGUCUUCGGAGCAUUCGCCGCAUUUCUUUUCCUGGCCUUAAAGUAGUGCUGGUGGUGGAUGGGAAUCGGCAUGAGGAUGCCUACAUGAUGGACAUCUUCCAGGAGGUGAUGGGGGGAGUGGAGCAGACGGGCUGUGUGGUGUGGAAGGGGAAUUACCAUAGCGACGGGGAUGGAGGACAAGGGAAAGGCUCACUGCAUGCCGAGGAAGCUGCACGGGUGGCCAGGGUGGUGCGGAGCUGCCGUUACUCCUGCAUCAUGCAAGAGUGGGGUGGCAAGAGGGAGGUCAUGUAUACAGCCUUCAAAGCACUGGGAGAUACUGUGGAUUACAUACAGGUAUGCGAUUCAGACACUGUGCUUGAUCCAGCAUGCACCAUUGAGAUGCUGAAGGUUCUAGAAGAGGAUCCGGAAGUGGGUGGGGUUGGAGGAGAUGUUCAGAUUCUCAACAAGUACGACUCCUGGAUCUCCUUCCUGAGCAGUGUCCGUUACUGGAUGGCCUUCAACGUGGAGCGGGCAUGCCAGUCCUACUUCGGAUGUGUGCAGUGCAUCAGUGGACCUCUGGGAAUGUACCGCAACUCCCUUCUCCAGCAGUUCCUGGAGCCCUGGUACCACCAGACCUUCCUAGGAAGCAAGUGCAGCUUCGGGGACGAUCGGCACCUCACCAACCGCGUCCUCAGCUUCGGCUACAAAACCAAGUUCACGGCUCGCUCGCAAUGCCAAACCGAGACCCCCACACAAUACCUGCGCUGGCUCAACCAGCAGACCCGCUGGAGCAAGUCUUACUUUCGAGAGUGGCUCUACAACGCCCUUUGGUUCCACAAGCACAGCCUCUGGAUGACCUAUGAAUCUGUGGUCACCGGGUUCUUCCCCUUCUUCCUGGUGGCUACAGUCAUCCAUCUGUUCUACCGAGGCCGGCUGUGGAACAUCUUGCUCUUCUUGCUAACAGUACAGCUGGUGGGCAUGGUGAAAGCCACCUAUGCCUGCUUCCUGCGGGGCAGGCUUGUCAUGAUCUUCAUGUCACUGUAUUCACUACUCUACAUGUCAAGCCUACUUCCUGCUAAGAUCUUUGCCUUGUUGACUAUUAACAAAGCAGGUUGGGGAACAUCAGGCAGGAAGAAGAUAGUGGUAAACCUUAUUGGGGCCGUGCCUGUGACCGUGUGGGCAGCCAUACUGCUCGGUGGUGUGGUUUAUACCAUUUACUGUGAGGUGCAAGAGCCCUUUAGUGAGACAGAAAAGGCUCUUCUUAUCGCAGGCACCAUCCUCUAUGCCUGUUACUGGCUCAUACUCCUGGUGCUCUACCUGGCCAUAGUGGCCAAGCGCUGUAACAAAAGAGAGGAACAGUAUCACCUAUCCUAUGCCGAAGCCUAGCAUGAUCUCUCUAAAAGAUCUCUACAUGCUGUCAGGGCUCAUUUGAAAUGGCCCCGUCUUUACCUGGUGCUGCAAUCCUGGUUAUAAUCAUGGAUAAAGUCCAAGACUGUCGGAUGUUAGGUGGUUAUUUUUAAGCUACGUUAGCUAAGUUGUUAGCUAUGGCUGCUUGAGUGGAGUUUUUGAGAGAGCCAUAAUUUACACAAGCUGACAUCAGGAAUGGUGCUUCUCAUGAUUAUAAAGCACACAAUAAGAAAGUGGCCAGCCAAGGUGGGAACAAAAAGUUGAGCCAAAGGAUAAGUUGAUGUAGGCAAGCUGACACACUCAUAUUAAGUUAAGGGGUGAUGUUGGUGCUCGGAUGUAUAGUUAUAUAGAAUGUGAACUGUCGAGGAUAGAGAGGUGUAUGCCAACACUUGAGAAACCUGCAUAAGACACUAAGCUCGCCAAACCCAGUCAGUAUUUUAAUGUCCUUUAUCUGACAAUCCAGCAUAAUUCUAUAUUUCAUCGAUAGAAAUUGUGGUGCUGCUCAUACUUUUGUGGGGUAACAUGAUAGAUAGAACAUUCAAGAAAACCAACAGCAUUCACAGUUGAAGUUUACAGAAUCUGCAAAAUGUUCAUUAUUUUACCAAAAUAAGAGGGAUCAUACGAAAUGCAUGUUUUUUGUUUUUUUUUUAAGUACUGACCUGAAAAAGAUAUUUCACAUAAGAUGCUUACAAAUAGUCCACAAGUUUACAUAUACUUGAUUCUUACUGUGCUGUUACCUGAAUGAUCCACAGCUGUGAUUUUUUGGUUUGUUUGUUUAGUGAUAGUUGUUCAUGAGUCCCUUGUUUGUCCUGAACAGUUAAACUGCCUGCUGUUCUUUAGAAAAGUCCUUCAGGUUCCACAAGUUCUUUGGUUUUUCAACAAUUUUGUGGAUUUUUAGAUCCAUCUUUUCACAGUGAGGACACCUGAGGGACUGUUACAGAAGGUUCAAAUGCUCUCUGAUGCUUCAGAAGGAAACAUGAUGCAUUACAAGCCAGAGGUGUAAACUUUUGAACAAAAUUCCCCAGAAAACUGUUAAAUUUACCCUGAUCUUCAAAUUCCAAAAGUUUUCACCCCUCUUACUGUAUGAUCCCCCUUAUUUUGGUAAUUAACAUUUUACUUUUGACUUCAACUGUAAAUGAGAAUUUCUUGGUUCUCUAUAAAUAUUUACUACACUGUACAUGUUUACAGUUGAAGAUGUAUCAAGUAACAUCCAGUUUUAGUGAAUGCAUAGUGUCAGGCAACCAAAGAGGAUUGUCUCUAGUGUGUUUGUUAAAAAAAAAACAAUGGAGGAAAGAUUGUUCUCCUAUUUUUAUUCUCAUUCUCCCUUUUUACCAAAAAGACAAACUUGGUGGAAGUAUAUAAUAAAAACAUGUCUUUUUUAUUUUCAUUAUAGGUGGUGAAACCAGAGCUGUAACUAACGUAGACAGUGAUGCUUAAACUAUUACAACAAUUUUCCUUAGUUUUCCUAAGAACUUAAAAGCAUAAACAGUGUUAUAUGUAAGUAUCCAGUUAUACUGCCUAAAACUUUAGACAUUAAAUUUUUUUGUUUACAGACUUUGAAUAGCAUUUCUAAUAUUCAUUUUCUAUAGAGGUUUAUAAUUUAAUAACAUUUCAAUCAUGCUUCACUACCAGGUGAGAUUAUUUUUAACUUAAAAGGCAUGUGGACUUAUGUUGUGAUAUUUACUGCAUUUCCCACCCCCAAACUGAUUAUUUAUAUAACGUAUUUUAGCUAAUUCUGCAUGUUACAGAAUCUGACCAUCUUUGCAAAUUCUAACCUUUUCCUGUAACAUAAACUUACUAUAUUAUUCCCAUUAAUUUAAUUACAAUGUUCGGCUAGAGAGAUAAAUACAAAAAAGGCGAACUGAAGUAACUUAUUUAUGGUAUGCGAAGUUAGGCGGUUUUAAAGAUUACCACAUAUAGAUCAAAGGUGUACAGUGGGCUGUUUUUCCACCGUCAGCCCACCCAUGCAAUAAUUUGUAGAUUUACUUUGGUAUGAAUGCUAACGCUAGCAUUUUCUGCUCCCUUCCCCCCAAAACACACAUUAACUCUGGCGGAGAUCUAAACACUGAGGCUAGUGUGCAUAUGUGUGCAAGUUUAGAGAGAAGCUUUGAUUUUAUGAAACAUUUGGCUGCUUGACUUUUGCUUGUGCAUUACAUGUGAUAACAGUGAACUGCUGUGGACUGCAGCAUCCUAUAAAGCUGCAAAAAUAAGAUGAUGACUUUGAUGACACAAUGCAAGUAUGAAACCAGAUCUACAUCAUGUUUACAAUCAAACUUGGAAUCGCAUUGUUCACAUUUGUGUAUUUUCGGAUUUUAUGCAAUUCAGUUGUAGACUGAGUGCCAAGACUGAUACGCUCCUCAGGAACAGAGUGCGGGGCUUAAAAUGAUUUUUUAAAAAUGAGACCUGAACAAAUUGGGUUUAAGCAAUAUAGAAGAGGUAGAAACAGAGCCACAUUUACAGUGUGGGACAAAAAAAACAGUUUUGCUCUGCUGCCUGCCAAACACAACCAACUAAUAUGUAGAUGGUUCAUUUUAUUUUAUCAGUGAA